Molecule: messenger RNA, 1728 nt
Organism: Symbiodinium necroappetens
Lineage: Eukaryota; Dinophyceae; Suessiales; Symbiodiniaceae
Source: the annotation of a GenBank genome assembly
AUGUGGGGGCGCCAAAAGAAAUCCUGCCGCUCUUUCAGCGGCUGCAGAGCCAAGUUCCGAGGUGCCUACCGAUGCCAGGGUGAUCUUCAGGAGAUCGGCAGCUGUGGCCUGAAGUGCCAAGGACCUGAGUGCGCCUUCAGCUGCCAGGGCUCGGCCUGCGCGCAGCAAUGCACAGGUGACCGAUGCGGCAAGAGCUGCCAGAGUGGCACGAGUGGCGACCAGAGUUGUGCGAAGCAGUGCAAGGGCGAAGAAUGUGGUGCCCUGUGCGUGGGAGCGACCUGCGCCAAAAGUUGCGAGGGCGACUUCUGUGCAGCGGAAAGCUGGAGGCAGAGCGAUGCAGAGCGAUGUAAUCGGGGAUGUGGAGAAAUGCGGCGCCGGCUGCAAGGGUGUGGGCUGUGCGGCAUCGUGCCAAGGCGAGAUGCCGUAGUUACCGUCACAGCAGUUGGGCCCUACAGGAGAAUCCUAGCCAUCCUAACCCAUCAAUAUUGUCAUGGCUUGUAUGCCCUUGUGCCCCAUGCGCUCUUCGGGGUGAGAACUGCGAUCAGGGCUGCACGGGGACCAACUGUGGAAAAGGCCGGAGGGUCUGUGCAGAUGAAAGGGUCUGUCCGGUCCGUGCCAAUGGCUAAGAGCAACGCCAGCGGCGACGUGCAAGGAGGACGGAUCCGCCUCGAGUCACACGCACAUGGGGCUGUGCUGAACCAAGCGACGCAGCUGAAGCGUGUUAUAGGUUUCACGGCUUGCUGCGUUUGGUCUGAGUGUGAUCUAGCCAGCGAGUUCCGUUUCUCAGACUCCCGAAUGAAGUUUCAUUUCAGCUUCGGCUUCCUCCGGUUGCUCCCGUGCUUGGCCUACAAGUUUCGCGAGCCGCACAUCCCAGCAUCGCAGAUCCAGUAUGUGCAGGAGUUGACUGUGGCCUUGCCCCUCGCGGUCAUCAACCUCACAAACUGCACACAACUUCUCCGAGAUGGAAACCUGGUAGGUGGGAACAUCACCUUCCGCGCGAGCGACUUCGGACAUGACGUGCCAUUCGUGAUGGACAAGGCCGCGGGCUUCUACGCGAUUCUGGAUGACGUCCUCAGCCGAGCGACUGAUGGAAACCCUUGUUUCCACGAGGAUCUCAGAAGCUACAUGGCCUGCAUCGUGGCGGCUUCAUGCGUCAUUCAGGCCGCUGUGCCGGCCUACGUGAGCAUGGAGGUCUACGCCAUGAUCCUUGAGCAGGUCACCCGCUUCGAAGAGAUCACCUGGCCACUGCUUCGCGACGCCUUGGACCACGAGGAGGGCAGCAGCCUCGCAAGCGACAUCCUCUUGCCGGAGGCCUUUGUAUGUGACGGAUCGGAGCAUGACCCUUCGUUCUUGCAGCUCGAUUCCGACAGCCAUGAGGCUUCGCAGCGACUCAUUUCUGAGCUUGGCACGGAGCACACGGCCACCGCAACCAUGGCCUUGGCACUUCGAGUGGCGGCCGCCAACAGUCACCAGAUCUUGGACAGCCAUGCCACGAACGGAUCCCUCGACGCCACCAUAGAAAAGCUUCAGCACGUAUGGCACCCCGUGUGCCAGCAGCUCGGAUGCGACCACACGAACUUCUGGGACAUCUACUUGCAGCACCACAAGCACAGCAUGGCGGUCAUCAAGACGAACCAUGCCGGUCUCCUCCGCUCGGACAUCAAGCUCCGCUUCCACCUCGAGCAGCGCGUGCAAAGGUCCCAAUUCCUGGACCCAGUCAUUGUCUAA